CACAAUCCGCCAGGAGGAUCCCAAAUCCUUUCAGAGCCACUGGUGGCCGAAUAAAUCUGUGUCUAAGCCCCGGUGUCACUUUCUCCUUAUUGGGGGGAGAUAAGAAGAUAAGGCUGGGGGGCCCUUCCUCCCUAUAUAGGAGAUAAACACCGGACCCUCCAUUGCUAUUUACUGUCUGGGAACCUGACGUGGGUGGGGGGAUGCAUUGUGGCUGUACCCCGAGUUCCUACUGGCUGCCAGGCCUGGCCUUUCCAGACUGGGCGUACAAGGCGGAGUCAAGUCCUGGCUCCCGACAGAUUCAGCUAUGGCAUUUUAUCUUGGAACUGCUGCAGAAGGAGGAAUUUCGGCACGUUAUUGCCUGGCAGCAAGGGGAAUAUGGAGAGUUUGUGAUCAAGGACCCGGAUGAAGUAGCCAGGCUGUGGGGCCGGCACAAAUGCAAACCUCAGAUGAACUAUGACAAGCUGAGCCGAGCGCUAAGGUACUACUACAAUAAGCGGAUCCUGCACAAGACCAAAGGCAAGAGAUUCACCUAUAAAUUCAACUUCAGCAAGUUAAUCUUUGUCAACUACCCCGUGUGGGACGUGCGCUGCCCUCCCCAGCCUGUUCUAAUGGGGAGCAAUGUCUGUCGCUCGCCUGUAGUGCCCCCUGGUGUGCAGAGAGAGGUCCUACAGAACACCUUCCUGGCCCACAAGCUGCUGGCCAACCCGCUGACGUGCCGCAGAAUGAUCCCCAGCCUGAUGGAUUAUGAGAGGUGUCUAGAGAAAAAGUCACCAAGCAUUGGGCGCUGCAGUCCUGCCACAUGUUUGUUGGGCCCCUACUGCCAUUUUGGCCUGAAUGAUGGAACCCUCUACUCCCCAUCGACCCCUACAGAGCUACGUUCCACUGGCUUCAGCGCUUCUACCAGUAGAUCUCUCUGUUCUUCCUCUCCAGUCGCUCUCCAGGGCACCUCUGAUUGGCCGUUGUGCCCGGGUCGCCUGUUCCACCGCGGCCAGUCAUUCUUAUCCAUGGAGGAGAGAAUCCAGACUCUCGGUCAACGACUUCCCGGAGGCUCGUUCCCUGCCCAUUGGCUGGGGCAGCCCAAAGAAAGUCUAACUUUCCUUCCUCCACCCACAGAAAUUAAAGGGCAACUAGAUAUCUGCCAGGUGGCCUCGGCUGUGAAACCUGACCCAGAGGUAGAACUAAGGUCCCUGGAGCAAGACAACGUCUUUCUGGAUUUUCAUGGAAAAAAUAAGGUCCUUGUUGGGCCACAUGGGAACCAGAGCACCCACAGUAAGCCCAUAGUCUGCACCCACACCACACGUCUCCCCACAGUCAGCCCCAACUGGUUGGUUAAACCAACAUAGCUCUUGGCCUAGUCAAACAGCACCCCCUAGUGUUCAUUAAUAUGUAUAGACUGUAUGUACUGUGUGUUCCUAUGAUGCCGCCAUGACAUUCCCUUUCCAGUGAUGCCAAGAGAUGUUUGCUCGGUGCCCUCAAUAACAAUAAAGCUUAUUUUGUCUUCUGUCUAA
Xenopus tropicalis (tropical clawed frog) is the source of this 1508-nucleotide messenger RNA. It is a transcript of the gene etv3l, whose product is annotated as ETS variant transcription factor 3 like. Gene Ontology annotation, molecular function: DNA-binding transcription factor activity; sequence-specific DNA binding; DNA binding. The transcript has 6 exons. Gene Ontology annotation, cellular component: nucleus. Gene Ontology annotation, biological process: regulation of transcription by RNA polymerase II; regulation of DNA-templated transcription; DNA-templated transcription. Bases 201 to 1343 code for a protein of 380 amino acids. NCBI's taxonomy places the organism in Eukaryota, Metazoa, Chordata, Amphibia, Anura, Pipidae. The record is from RefSeq and is a predicted model, not a curated record.